CAACAAAACGAAAUGAAACGUGUUUGUUGUUUAUAAUUAUAAGUUAAUAUUCUUAUUUACCAAUCGCUAUUAACAAAAUAUGAUUUUUAUGCAGUUUAUUUCUCAUCGUGUAAUAUUAUUCCCGAAAGUUUUGCUGGAACAAGAAAAUUGAUCAUUACAAAUCUUUUGGACAAUAUUUAACUUGAUUUACUUUGAAGCAAAUCACAGCAAUUGUAAAACAUUCAUGAAAAAUUUACGUCUGCUGUUUCAGCUGCAGACGUAAUGCUGCGGGGGAUUUUUGCUGCAUCGGAUCAACAUAACACAGAUGAAGAACAAGUUUGUUUCUUAUUAAUGAAUUAUAACUUACGGUAAAAUGAAUCAUUUCGUUCUUUAUUCUUUGUAAUUCAAUACAUUCUACCUUCUUAAAAUUAUUGUAUUUGGAGCCUGAAAAUGUGCAUUGAAGAUCUCAGUCUGCCAACUUAAAAAUAUUGUUCAUUAAAAAUUCGAUACUAAGAAUUACUAUUUCUGCCAUUUCAUGUUUUGGAAAUAUGGAUGCUAAAACACCUGCAGUUGUCAAGAAAUUUCCAGUUCAGGAUGAUGGGUUUACUCUUGUAUGUAGUCGACGAAGGAAAAAGCGUAUAAAUAAAUUAUGUGAUCUGCUCGCAAAACAUGGAGGUCCUGAAGUUCUUGCAAUUGAUAGGGAAGAGAAAAGCUUAAGCUUCAAAAAGGAUACUUUAUGGGACAUCCAAAAUGAAGUGGAAAGUUCAGAAUAUUUUAAAGCAUUUAGAGAAAACUUGGUUACAGUGUUAAAGCACAUUAAUUCAUCCCGAACAAGUUCAGAGGAUACUUUAACUGAAUUUGAUACAAAAGAUCCGUCAAUAAAUGUUGAUUAUACCGUAGAUGUAAUAUGUUAUGGAUUGGGAAAUUUUGCAUCUUCAGUAAUGUCCCGCUAUCAACUUGGUUUUCUUUUAGCGUUGAAAGGUACGUUAGGAACCACCGGUUGUACGCAAGUUUAUGAUCCCAUCUUUUCAAAACAAGAAGUGGCAUUUCUCGAAGAAGUAGGCUUAGAUGUUUUGGAGGUAGAUGAAGAAGCGAAACGAACUGUCAAAAGAACUACAAUCUUCUUCAUGCCCCAUUGCGAUUUACAUUUGUAUAAUAAUCUCUUUUCCGCGAACUGGAAUCCGAAAAGUCUUCAAAAUCUGAUACUGAUCGGCAAUUGUUUGGAGAACUAUAAACUUCAUCUCUGUGGAGAUAGAUAUAGACAGCAGGCAAAAUAUGCGUAUUAUGUUACUGGAUUUGAGACUGAAAUAGCGAUUACAAACUCUUUUUAUCUCACUGAUAUUUUCAAUGAUAUGAGCAUACACUAUUUCAGGUUAAAUGACUUGCCCUCUGCUGAAAAUGAUCUUUGGAAUGAUCUUGGCGAUUAACUCCUUUUUAAAGCAAGAUAUUGGUGAUUUGUCUAGUAGAGCGCCCAAACUUUGAUUAGUAAAUUGAGCUUUUGUCCCACAAAGUCAUCUUGUAUAUGUAUAGUGCACCUCAGUUUUGUUGGCGCUUGGUGGAAGAAUCAAAAGCAUUGUACUCAUAGGGAAUGGGGAGGUAAAUAAGUAAAUCAAGAUUCUCAGUUAGAGUGUGCUCUUUAUCUGGAGGUUUAGCUCGAAUUCUUCUUUAAAAAUUUUCUUCUAACUGUUAAUGGACAAUUUCACGGGUAACUGACUGACAAUUUAAAGCAAAACAGUAAAUAUUUUGUGACAUUCAAUGCAAAAUGUUGUGCAAACGAUCGUUUCCCCUGGAUUAUUUUAUUUUUUAAGCUGAACUUAAUGGUAUAUAAUCGUAUUCAGAAAUAUGGUAACUGACCGACAUUUUAAUAAGAAGUAUGUCAGUCAUUUGCCAUGCUUUUAACAUUUUUUUUUAAAAAUCGUCCAAAAUGUAUUUUUAGAAUUUAAUUAUAGCAUUGAAUUCAGCUUAAAAAAUGCAAUAUUCCAUGGGAAAAGAUUGUUUUUACAAUGUAUAUUUUGCGGUUAAUGUUACAAAAUACGUAUUGUUUAGUUUCAGUUACCAGUGGAAUUGCCUAAAUAAUAAACAACGGAAAAACUUGUUUCGACAACGCUUGAUUAUAGCAACCCAUGUUUAUCUUGUUUCCAACUGGAUUUGCAGUGGACUCAUCCAAUGCGAGUGCUAACA
This is a messenger RNA of Uloborus diversus, 2160 nucleotides long. Its product is annotated as SRR1-like protein. The transcript has 2 exons. Gene Ontology annotation, cellular component: cytoplasm; nucleus. The record is from RefSeq and is a predicted model, not a curated record. NCBI's taxonomy places the organism in Eukaryota, Metazoa, Arthropoda, Arachnida, Araneae, Uloboridae. The coding region runs from base 528 to 1406 and encodes 292 amino acids. Gene Ontology annotation, biological process: microtubule-based process.